Molecule: messenger RNA, 1153 nt
Organism: Pteronotus mesoamericanus
Lineage: Eukaryota; Metazoa; Chordata; Mammalia; Chiroptera; Mormoopidae
Gene: BNIPL
Product: BCL2 interacting protein like
Exons: 10
Coding region: 83-1153 (356 amino acids)
Biological process (GO): apoptotic process
Cellular component (GO): cytoplasm
Source: RefSeq, a predicted model, not a curated record
AGGGUUCAGAAGUGUUGGAGAGCUGGGGUAACCAGCUCCCUGGCUACUCUAGGUGUUUAAGGAAGGGGACAGAUUGGUGAAAAUGGGAACUAUACAAGAAGCAGGAGAAAAGACAUUGGAUCUUGGGGUCAGGGAGAAUACAGAAGCAGCAAGACUAGGAGCAUCCCUGAGACUUGGGGAACUGGAACUGGAGGAGGAAUGGCAAGAUGAAGAAUUCCCUAGUUUGCAUCCUGAGAAGGCUGACUCUUCUGAAAAUUUUGACAACCCUAAAAGAGACUCGCAGGCAGGUACCCCCAGCACUUUAGCCCUGUGUGGCCAGCGUGCCAUGCGUAAGCGUCUUUCUGCCCCAGAGUUGCGCCUGAAUUUGACAAAGGGGCCUGGAGAUAAUGAAGCUUCUCCCACCCACUCAGCACCUUCCUCUUCUGAUGGUAGUUCUGACCUGGAAGUAGAUGAAUUAGAGACACCUUCAGACUCCGAGCAGCUGGACAGUGGACAUGAAUUUGAGUGGGAAGAUGAGCUGCCCCAGGCAGAGGGCCUGGGAGCCAGUGAGGCAGCUGAAAGGCUGGGCCAGGGUUGUGUGUGGGAUGUGGCUGGAGAAGAUGGUCAUCGCUGGAAGGUGUUCCGAACAGGGCAGCGGGAGCUGCGAGUGGACAUGACUGUCAUUGAGCCCUAUAAGAAAGUCCUGUCUCAUGGAGGUUACCAUGGUGAUGGCCUCAAUGCUGUCAUCCUCUUUGCUUCCUGUUAUCUACCCAGAAGCAGCAUCCCCAACUAUACCUAUGUCAUGGAACACUUAUUUAGGUAUAUGGUGGGAACUCUAGAGCUGCUGGUAGCUGAAAAUUAUCUGCUUGUUCAUUUGAGUGGAGGCACAAACCGGUCACAAGUUCCACCUCUGAGCUGGAUACGCCAGUGUUACCGGACUCUGGAUCGGCGGGUAAGGAAAAACCUGCGUGCCCUGGUGGUUGUCCAUGCUACGUGGUAUGUGAAGGCAUUCCUGGCACUGUUUCGGCCCUUCAUCAGUUCCAAGUUCUCACGAAAGAUCCGUUUUCUGAAUAGCCUGGGAGAGCUGGCCCAGCUCAUCUCCUUGGAUCAGAUCCACAUCCCUGAAGCUGUCAAACAGCUGGACCAGGAUCUCCAUGGCUCAGGAAGGACCUAG